This is a messenger RNA of Sphaerulina musiva SO2202, 2821 nucleotides long. RefSeq lists its product as uncharacterized. The coding region runs from base 44 to 2713 and encodes 889 amino acids. NCBI's taxonomy places the organism in Eukaryota, Fungi, Ascomycota, Dothideomycetes, Mycosphaerellales, Mycosphaerellaceae. The record is from RefSeq and is a predicted model, not a curated record. Gene Ontology annotation, cellular component: mitochondrial small ribosomal subunit. Gene Ontology annotation, biological process: translation. Gene Ontology annotation, molecular function: methyltransferase activity; structural constituent of ribosome. The transcript has a single exon.
CGCUAAACACUUGGUCUUGUCUCUUUGCAAAUCGAUAAAGAAGAUGUGGUUGGCGAGCAAGGCAGUCAGGUCGAGCUGCACGACAUGCAGACUCCGCGGUAUGAUUCGAGGCAUGGAGAUGGCCAGGUCGAGGCGGACGAUCAGUGCAACAUGGUCGAUGAAGACAUUAUCGUUGAUGAGGAGUGUAAAGAGCAAUGAACAGAAGAGAGGGUUUAGUCAAAGGACGAGCCACGAAGCCAACGCAUCGGGCUUCACACGACAGCAGGAAGUCGAGCUGAUCGAAACACUCUACACGCGAGGCCACAUCUCGCGAGACGAGUGGAGAGACAGCGUGUUUAUGCAAUCGGGUCUGCGAGCCGAGGGAGUGAGCAUCGAGGAAUUGGCGGGCGACAAUGCCAAGCUCGAAGCACGAGUGCGGACAUUACGCGAAUACUAUGGAGUGGCAGUGGUGCCGCAGCAACUGUUGGAAAGUGAUGAGAUCAAAGUGCACGAAAGACUCUUCGGCGAACUGCGACAGGUCGAGGCGAUUGAUGAAGAAGCCAGCGAUAUGGGACAGUUGGUAGGUAGGAGUGGGACCAGCGUGCUAGGCCAGGACGGCGAGGAGCUGGAAUUCGACGAGAACGAGGCCUUGGAGGAAGAGGAGGAUGCGCUGGCAGCAGAAAACAUGCCUUUUGGACACAUUCAAGGCCAAUCACGACCAGAAAGACUGCGGCAUGGCAACGAGAGGCUUGCAGACGACAUGCGAGCUGCAUUCGAUCCCAGUGCAUCAUCUGAAGCACUUGCCCAGCAGGACUCCGUGCUCGCUGACGAGGCUGCUGUAUACCAACGAACACAUCCCCUCACCGUCGAAGGGAGAUUUGCCACUUCCCCAUCUACCCUCGAAAUGCCCAAAGCUCCGUACCUUGAUCCAGUCACAGGCAUGCUCGCUGGCAUAUCGAAUCGUCAUCUCAUCGAUACCGCGCUUCGUGUCUUUGGAGGACCAGGCCUCCCGUACAGCACAGCUACACCCACGCGUGGGAAGUUGAUGCCGCAGAAGGCAAUUGCUCUGGAUGCGUAUCAGCCCCAAAUGUCCGAGAUCGAAGGUGAUGUCUAUCUUAGUACGCUCUACCCGGGGGUCUAUGCCAGCGUUAUGAGCGUCAUGGUCGAGACCAGGAAACGACUCGGUAGUGCUUGGGCGGAAGGUCUUGUGCGGAAAGCUGAGGCAGGCGAGUUGAGGAUCUUGGACGCCGGAGGUGGAGGUGCUGGUGUCAUUGCUGUGAGAGAAGUCAUUCGGGCAGAGUGGGAAAGGAUGCUGGGGAAAUCAGAAGAUGACUUGAAUGGUUCCACGGCACUCGCAGAAGCCGACGGAAAAGUUGGAGGAAGCGGAGUAUCCCCACCACUCGGACACGCCACUGUCCUGACCAGUUCUGAUGCGUUGCGGAACAGGGCGAGCAAGCUCUUGGAGCAGACCACAUUUGUGCCCAGACUGCCAGACUACCUCCACGCCGAGAGCGCGCCAGCCCAGGGCAAGUUCGACAUCGUGGUUGCGCCGCAUACGCUAUGGCAGCUACGAGAGGACUACAUACGCAAGAGCCAUGUUCAGAACCUCUGGUCCCUGCUUUCCACGGACGGCGGAGUUCUUAUUCUGCUAGAGAAGGGCGUUCCGCGAGGCUUUGAGAUGGUAGCUGGUGCGCGAGAUCUCCUUCUCGAACAACGCAUCUCUUCUCCAGGGUCCGAGCAUCGUCUCACCAAUCUCGAGGAGAAGCUUCCCAAUUCUGGCCGCAAUUACGAACACAUCGUAUGGGACGAUGGUGAAAGUGCAGAGGCACAAGCUGAGGCACGAGCUGAGGCAAUCGCAGCCGAAGGACCUGAUCUCGCAACACAGCCCAAAGAGACGGGCAUGAUUAUCGCGCCCUGCACAAAUCACGAAGGCUGUCCCAUGUACAUGCAAAAGGGACAUGUCAAAGGUCGCCGCGACAUCUGCGCCUUCGAACAACGCUACCAUCGCCCAGCCUUUCUCCAAAAUGUUUAUGGCACGCAAGGUCGAAACCAUGAAGAUGUUGAAUUCUCUUACAUAUCCGUCAUGCGCGGCCGUGACUUGCGUGCUUCAGCUGAAGCUACAGACCCUGAAGAUAGCCAACUGCCUCGUCCCGAACUCGUCCAGAACCAAACGGCCACAGACAACGCCUUCGCUGGCUACGAACACCACACUCCUUCAUCGUCGAGCGCGCCUCCGCAUUCCCUCUCGCUCCCUCGCGUGAUCCUUCCACCCCUCAAGCGUCAAGGCCACGUCAUCAUCGACCUCUGCACUCCCACUGGCACCCUCGAACGCUGGACCGUUCCUCGCUCCUUUUCCAAGCAAGCCUUCCGCGACGCUCGAAAGCUCAAUUGGGGAGAUUUAUGGGCGUUGGGAGCCAAAACUCGCGUUCCAAGGAACGUGAAAGCGAAACCCAGGAACCUCGGGGAUAUGGACGUGAAGCUCGCCAAGAAGGAGAAGAAAAAGCUUCAUCAGAUUGUCAAUCAGGGAGUCCCUGAUGUGGCUGUGGACGAGUUUGGGAGAAUUGUGAGCAAUUAUUCAAGGGAUAGUGGUGGUGGCAAGGGGAGAGGAGCCAUGGGCGGGAAGGCUCGAACGGGGGCGCAAGUCAGAGGAAUCAGGGAUAAGAGGGACAAGACAGGAAUGGGCAAUGGAAGGAGAAAGAAUGUGGAAAGAUGGCCGGCGGACGAUGAUAUGUAAGUAACUUGACACGUCUUGUAUCGUACAUGUAUCUACUCAAUACUGUGUGGGUGGGUAUCGAGAUGAGGACAGUGUGCACCUCUGGAAUAAACAAACUCCGCUUCGCAG